CUUAUCUAAACCUGCUUUGCUUUCACAUAUUUCAGAAUUUUCCUGUUCUGUUGUGGCGCAACGAUAGGCAAGACAAGCUGUCGCGCCCUCCUGUGCUGCACUUGCAUCGCCGCCGGUGUCAGCUUGACCUCCUCUUCCACGGCAGGUCGAUCCCACCCAGCAGCCCACGGGAUCCGAUCCCAUCUCCUCUUCCGUCUUCCCUGUCGCUGAUGUGCAUCGCCGCCGGUUGAUUGACCUCCUUUUUGUCGCGCGCAGCCACAGCUCGAGGCCAUAUAUCCUCCACGGCAGAUCGAUCCAGGCAGGAAUGGAGGCGGCUCUGGUGAGCGUGGUGACGGGGGCCCUCAAACCCGUCCUGGAGAAGCUGGCUACUCUGCUUGGCGAUAAGUACAAGCGCUUCAAGGGGGUGCGUAAGGAUAUCAAGUCCCUCACUCAUGAACUCACUGCCAUGGACGCAUUUCUCAUGAAGAUGUCAGAGGAGGAGGAUCCUGAUCCGCAGGAUAAAGUUUGGAUCAAUGAGGUGCGAGAGCUGUCCUACGUCAUGGAGGACUGCAUCGACGAUUUCAUGCUAAGUGUGGCUGAAAAGGACACAAAGCCGGAGGGCUUCAUCGAGAAGAUGAAUCACGCACUAGGUAAGUUGGGAAAUAUGAAGGCUCGUCGUCGUAUUGGAAACGAAAUUCAUGAUCUGAAGAAACAGAUCACUGAGGUGGGCGAGAGGAACAUGAGGUACAAGACUCGUGAGGCCUCCUCCAAGACCAUGAAUGCAACCGUUGACCGUAGAGCUCUUGCCGUCUUUGAGGACGCGUCAAAGCUUGUCGGAAUUGAUGAAUCUCGAGCCGAGAUUGUCAAAUUGUUGACUGAAGGUCCGUCAACACGAGAACAAGCGAAGUUGGUAUCCAUUGUAGGACCUGGAGGAAUGGGCAAGACAACUCUUGCAAACCAAGUGUAUCAACAUCUGAAAGAAAAAUUCGAAUGUCGGGCCUUCUUAUCCGUGUCGCGAAAUCCAGAUAAAAUGAAUAUAUUCAGAACUAUUCUCAGUGAAGUUACUGGAACAGAUUAUGCUAAAACUGAAGCAGGUAGCAUAGAACAGCUUGUCAGAAAGAUCACUGAUUUCUUAGAAGGCAAAAGGUAUUUUUUUGUUGUUGAUGAUAUAUGGGAUGUUGAUACAUGGGAUGUUAUUAAGCUUGUAUUCCCCAUGACUAGUUCUGGCAGCAUCAUAAUCACCACUACUCGUAUAAAUGAUGUUGCCAAAUUGUGCCGUUCAUCAUUCGGUGGUGAUAUUUAUGGUAUAAGGCGUCUUAAUGUGGUGCAUUCAAGAGAGUUAUUUCACAGAAGACUAUUCGAUUCCAAUGAAGAUUUCCCUUCACACCUUGAAGAAGUUUCUGAUCUGAUAUUGCAAAAAUGUGAUGGGUUACCUCUAGCAAUCAUUACCAUCUCGAGUUUGUUAGCUAAUAAAGAGAGAACAGAGGAUUUAUGGCAUCAAGUGAAAUAUUCAAUUGGUCGUGCACUUGAAAGGAAUCAUGGAGUCAAAGUAAUGAUGAAUAUAUUGUCACUUAGUUACUUUGACCUGCCUCCUCAUCUAAAAAGUUGUCUCUUAUAUAUGAGUAUAUUUCCGGAAUAUGCUAUUAUUGGAAGGAAGGGUCUGAUACGGAGAUGGAUUGGUGAAGGGUUCGUUCACAAAGAAGACAGAUAUACGGUACACGAGAUAGGAGAGAAAUAUUUUAAUGAGCUUCUCAAUAGGAGUUUGAUCCAACCCGUGAAGAUAAAUCAACAUGGUAGGGUGAAGACUUGCCGAGUUCAUAACAUAAUUCUUGAUUUCAUCAUAUCCAAGUCAAUCGAAGAGAACUUCGUUACUUUGGUUGGUGUUCCCAUUCUUACAAAUAGGACAGAAAAUAAAGUAGUUCGUCGACUUUCUCUGCAACUCAACAAACAAGGAAAUUCGACGAUACCAACAUCAGGUCUGGUAUUUUCUCAUGUCCGGUCCGUUAAUGUGUUCAUUUUUUCUGUGGAAAUUCCUUUGCAGAAAUUCGUACAUUUGCGUGUUCUGGACUUUGAGUAUUGCAACUUGAAAAACCAUCAUAUUGAAGAUAUAGUGAUGUUAAUUCACCUGAGGUAUCUUAACCUCAAACGGACAGGAAUAAGUGAGCUCCCAAAACAAAUCGGGCGUUUGGGGUGCUUAGAGAUGCUGGACAUAAGAUGCAACGGGGUAGAGGAAUUACCUGCAUCUAUUGUUAAUCUUGGAAAAUUGUCGCAUCUGCUUGCUGACGGUUAUAUUAAAUUUCCUGAUGGGAUUGCGAAGAUGCAAGCACUGGAGACUUUGAAAGCCAUCACGGUCUACAUUCAGGGAUUUGACUUCCUAUUGGGCCUUGGGCAGCUAAAAAACUUGAGGAAUCUCGUCCUCCAAGAAAUCGAUGUUGAUUCUUACAGUGAUACUGAUAUGGUUGAGUGCGGCAGAGUUAUGGUCUCAUCCCAGUGUAAGCUAGGCAAUCAAAAUCUACGUUCUCUGAAUCUGAGGAAUGGGAGCAGCCUCUUACAGGAACCUUUGUGCAUAGUCACCCUUGAGAAACUUAUUACCAAGUCUUCAGCCGUUACACGGGUUCCGGAAUGGGUGAGCUCCCUUAGAAACCUCCAACAGCUACGCCUUGAAGUGGAGGUAGUUAAGCAGGAUGAUCUCUGCAUCCUUGGAGCCUUACCUGCUCUGCUCAUUCUUUAUCUGGAAGUAGUAACAAAGUCAAACGAGAGGCUCAGAAUCAGUGGUGAAAUUGGGUUCCGAUUCUUGAGGUAUUUUAUUUAUGAAGUAAGUUAUCAGCCGGUAGAUCUGAUGUUUGCGGAAGGAUCCAUGCCCAAGCUAGAAAAACUAGAGCUUAAGGUCCUGCGCGUAGCUGAAGCCGACUCUCUCGAAUUUGGAAUCAAAAACCUCCCCUGUCUCAGUAUUGUCAAAUGCGAAGUAAUUUGCGACGAUGAUGAUUAUGGAGACGUAGAGACUGCCAUGGAGAGAGCAACCAGCACACAUCCCAACCACCCUACUCUACUCUUUAGUAGUUUGGGUUGGUAAAACUUCAACUUGUAAAAGUGUGGAUGUCUUCAGAAAAGCAGACCGUUGAAACAGGGGGACCAAAACCAUCAGGCCCCCAACCCUCCGCCCCCAACCCUAACCCUCCGCCCCCAACCCUCCGCCGCCGCCGCCGGCGGUAGCGCCGCCGGGGCAAAGUCCCUCGGGGCGUGGCGGCGGCGGGGGGCCCUUCCUCGUCGCCGCGUGGAGAUCGGCGGCCGGAUCCCCGCCUCAUCGAUGCUUGGUGGAGCAGACGCGCGUGGGAUGGGCGACGGCGGCGGCAGCCCUCCUCCCGUCGGCUGUCCCCUGGCGGACCGGUCGGCACGGGUGGGAUGGGCGGCGCUGCAGUCUCCCUCUUCUCGUCGGCUUCCCGCAGCACUUCGGCAUGGGUUGGUGGUGGGUGGCGGCCAGACCCUCGGUUUGCGCCAUGACAUCCACCCCCGCCUCUCGUUGGUGCGUGGAGGCGAUCUCGGGCAUCUUCCGCGACACGAGGGCGCCCGGGCAGCAGCCUUGGGUUUGACGGAGGAGGUGGCCUCUUCUUCGCCGGAGAGGGUCGGCCUGCGGUUGGUGGUGGUGGAUUUUUGAUCUAUCAUCGCCAUCCGGCGGUGAGAUGGAGGUGCAUGGAAGCCGGCGAUGGUGUCGCCGGUGGAGGGUUGGGUUGGCCAGCCCGGGAUGGUCGCCGACGUGGGGGUCCGGACUGAAUAAAGGCGGUGGUCCUAGGGCCUCUCUUGCAUGAAGAGGAGGACCUACCGGAGGCCUGGAGUCGUGAUCUGGCCGGAGGGUUGAGUUCCGGAAGGCUCCGCCGGCGAAUGUAACAGUGCUUUGCCUGGAGUUUGCUGGAUCAGAGGUAUUCGGUCGUGCGCACCCAUGCGUUUAUUCCGACCGUUUGGUUCUGGAGGGAGCGGCGCGAAGCUCUUUUUCUGUGUUUACAUCAAGUGACUAUGGAUCCAUGAUGAAAGUCGGAAGAAGAGAAUUUCAUGAAGGCCGGAGGGGAGGACUAGCUAAGGGAGGUUCAAGUCUCCGCGCUGUUGAGGGGCUUGCUUGGUGUCCGGGCUUCACAGUAGCGGUAUGAAAGUGGGGGCGACAACACAUGUGAAGCGCAGAGUCCUACCUUUCAGGGUGAAAACCCAAGGUCUGGCCUUAACUGGUUGUGCCUGGCAGUGACCUUGGUGGAGGCAUUGUUUUGAGAGUGAGGACUAUCUUCAGGGUGAAAACCUAAGAUCUUUGAUCGGGCGACGACGGUGUUGGAACACUGUUCCCUUCUUGGAGGCGUCGUUUUUUGGAGAGUCUGCAAUUCAGGUGUUGUCAUGGUGGUGGAUGUAUUGCUGUUGUUAGGUCCGUGAUACUGUAGCGGGACUUUUGUUUCUUAGUUUCUUUUCCUUUUUUUUGGCUGUGUGCAUCCGUAGUGCCAUUAGGGUGGUGCGUUGUUGCAGAGGCUGGGUGUAAUUGGUAUCUCUCGAUAUUAAUAUAUUCCCUUUAUCGAAAAAAAUCCAGGAGACCGUUAGUAAGAUGUAUAGAUCAUUUUUGUUAGAAAAAAAAGAGCUCUCAGAGUGAUCGUCCUUUUUCUCCACCUCUAACUGCUUUUUU
This is a messenger RNA of Lolium perenne, 4636 nucleotides long. RefSeq names its product disease resistance protein Pik-2. Gene Ontology annotation, molecular function: ADP binding. Gene Ontology annotation, biological process: defense response to other organism. Lineage: Eukaryota; Viridiplantae; Streptophyta; Magnoliopsida; Poales; Poaceae. The record is from RefSeq and is a predicted model, not a curated record.